Molecule: messenger RNA, 1585 nt
Organism: Dendroctonus ponderosae (mountain pine beetle)
Lineage: Eukaryota; Metazoa; Arthropoda; Insecta; Coleoptera; Curculionidae
Gene: mal
Product: molybdenum cofactor sulfurase 2
Biological process (GO): Mo-molybdopterin cofactor biosynthetic process
Molecular function (GO): molybdenum ion binding; molybdenum cofactor sulfurtransferase activity; pyridoxal phosphate binding
Source: RefSeq, a predicted model, not a curated record
ACAUUGAACAUUGCAUGCAACCGGUAUAGUUUAAAAUCAUACAAUUUUUUAUUAGAGUUUGUGAGCUUUUUGUUUGUUAUUAGUGAAAGUGGGAGUGAAACUAAUAGCAAUGGAAAAAAGCCUAAAAACAGAGAAUAAGAUACAAAACGAAAAAUGCUAUGUUUAUUCAAAAGAACAAGCUUCGAAAAUCAGAUGUGAAUUUUCCAGACUUAAAGAUUUAUGUUACCUUGAUCAUGCUGGAGCAACGCUGUACUCAGAAAAGCAAUUAGCCAAUAUUUUUACAGAUUUAUCUAACAACAUAUAUUCAAAUCCUCAUUCACAUAGUAGUGAAUUCACUAAAGAUGCAGUGGACAUAGUAAGAUAUAAAGUGUUAAGUUUCGUCAAAACAUCGCCCGACCAGUACUCAGUGAUAUUUACAUCAGGCGCAACCCAUGCUCUUAAGCUAAUAGGAGAAACGUUUGAAUUUAAUGGAGGCACUCUUGCUUAUUUAGAAGACAACCAUACAUCAGUGUUGGGAAUGCGAAAGUUCGCUUCCAACUUUCGCGAACUGAAAGUUGAGGAAGCCUUUAAUGUUUUAUCAAAUCCAGCCGAUUCCAACAGCGAGCUGCGGAACGGAAAAAACGGCCUUUUUGUAUAUCCAGCUCAGAGCAAUUUUGCAGGGACAAAAUAUCCCCUUUCAUGGAUAAAGACAGUUAAAUGCGAAGCUUUGAAUCAUCUUUUUGCUACACCUGAAAAUUGGUAUACUUUAUUGGAUGCGGCCUGUUUCGCAUCUACAAAUCAGCUCGAUUUACAUCAAUAUCAGCCGGAUUUUAUAUCGAUAUCAUUUUAUAAGAUAUUUGGAUAUCCGACUGGAUUAGGGGCACUUUUGGUCAAACGCUCCAGUGAAAAUGCUUUAACAAAAACGUAUUUUGGAGGCGGCACUGUGCUAAUGGCUCUAAGUGCUCAAAAUGUCAUGAUUCCAAAGCCAAUUAUUUAUGAACAAUUUGAAGAUGGUACAAUUUCGUUUUUAUCAAUAUCUAGCCUAAGGCAUGGUUUUGAUAUUCUCCAGACACUAAAUCUGACGCCAGAUUUAAUUUCGCUUCAUACAUUUAAUGUCGCUAAAUACACUUUUGCGAAUCUAAUGGAAAUGCAUCAUUCAAAUGGAACAGCUGUUGCAGAAUUAUACCACGACACGAAGUUUGAAAGCGUUAAAACCCAAGGAAGUAUUAUUAAUUUCAAUUUGAAGAGACCUAAUGGGAAUUAUGUUGGAUAUUCUGAGGUUCUACAUUUUGCCAAUCUGAAUGGAGUUCAUUUGAGAACUGGUUGCUUUUGUAAUCCAGGGGCGUGCCAGAAAUACUUGAAAUUAGAUCCUGAUAAAGUCCAGAAUCAGUUUGAGGCUGGCCACGUUUGUGGCGACCAACACGAUUUAGUCGAUGGAAGCCCGACAGGAUCAGUUCGCAUUUCUUUUGGAUACAUGUCCACUUUUGAGGACGCCGACAAGUUUUUGCAAAUGAUCGAAACCUGUUUUGUUUCACAUUCGAAUUUUCAGUCGCUUACAAUCGAUCGAACCAUUGAUGCAUCCUUGAACGGCACCCGAAACAGAUUG